Molecule: messenger RNA, 3064 nt
Organism: Nelumbo nucifera (sacred lotus)
Lineage: Eukaryota; Viridiplantae; Streptophyta; Magnoliopsida; Proteales; Nelumbonaceae
Product: Pentatricopeptide repeat (PPR-like) superfamily protein
Biological process (GO): RNA modification
Molecular function (GO): protein binding; RNA binding
Source: RefSeq, a predicted model, not a curated record
CGGUCAGACACUCAGACUGGCAUUCACCGCAGUCCGCAGUGGAAAACCCUUGCCCCGUAUCUGCUAUCCGGAUUUGUCCUUAUCCGGAUUUGUCCUUACCCGACACCCCAACCCCUUGCUUCCAUGGUUCCACUUCCACCAGUGAAGAUAUCACAUCAAUGUCUCCGCCGCCGGCUACUUCCUGCCUGAGAAAAUUCGCCGCAGUGUUUCUCUCUUCGACAAACAACUAGCGAUUUACCCUUUCUAAUCCAAUCAAUACGUUAGCCUCGAGUUGUAUCGGUGAGUGAGACUUCUUCUAUUUAAUACCCUGGUUCUCGUCCACGGCAACUUCCUCACCACCCCGUGACGGGCUACUCCAUCCAAUUCCUCAACCUCCGGCUGUGUUAUUUCAUCCAUUCAAAAGGCUGUUAUGACUUAUGUGUUCGUUAUCUUCGUUUUCCCUCCGUCCUCUCUCAAAAACAUUUAAGUUCUUCUCAACUUCCACCCAAAAGACUGGAAGAUUAACGAAGAAAGAAUGUCUGCUCUAUCUCCAAAACUGCAAGUCCAUGAAAGAGCUGAAACAAAUUCAAUCCCAGAUCUUCAGAGUUGGUCUUCAUCAAAACAGGGAUGCGUUGAACAAGCUCAUGGUAUUCUGUACAGACCCAAAUUCUGGAAAUUUACGGUAUGCGGAGAGAAUCUUCUCUUACAUUCAAGAGCCAUGUCUCUUUAUCUUCAAUUUAAUGAUCAAGACAUUUGCAAAGAAGGGUAACUUUCGAAAAGUCCUUUUGCUCUUCAACCGGUUGAGGGAAGACGACUUAUCCCCUGAUAAUUUCACUUACCCCUUUGUCCUUAAGGCAAUUGGGUGUUUGCGGGCAGUUUCGGAAGGAAGAAACAUCCAUGGAUUUAUUGUGAAAACUGGUUUUGAAUUCGAUUCCUAUGUGAGGAAUUCACUUAUGGACAUGUACGCAGAAAUGGGUGACAUGGAGACUUUGCGCCGGUUGUUUGAAGAAAUGUCACAAAGAGAUGCGAUUUCCUGGAAUGUUUUGAUUUCUGGAUAUGUUAAGAGUGGGAGAUUUGACGAUGCACUUUCUGUUUUCCAGCAGAUGAAACAGCAGAGUUUUGUGAGGCCUGAUGAAGCGACGGUAGUCAGCACUCUUUCAGCUUGUGUUGCCUUGGGGAAUGUGGAGCUGGGUAAGGAAAUUCAUCUAUAUAUUGACAGGGAACUUGAAUUCACCACUGUUAUUCGUAAUGCCUUGUUAGAUAUGUAUUCAAAGUGCGGGUAUUUAAGUCUGGCUCGUCAAAUCUUUGAUGAAAUGCCGGAUAAAAAUGUAAUUUCUUGGACAAGCAUGGUAUCUGGGUAUGUGAACUGUGGUCAGCUUGAUGAGGCUAGAGAGCUCUUUGAUAGGACUCCAGUAAGGGAUGUUAUUCUCUGGACAGCUAUGAUUAAUGGCUAUGUGCAGUAUAACCAAUUUGACAAAGCAUUAACUCUGUUUCGGGAGAUGCAAAUGAAAAGGGUAAAGCCUGAUAAAUUCACUCUUGUUGCACUCCUUACAGGUUGUGCUCAGCUGGGAGCUCUAGAGCAAGGGAAAUGGAUCCAUGGAUACAUUGAUGAAAAUAUGGUUACAAUUGAUGCUAUUGUUGGCACUGCUCUUAUAGACAUGUAUGCCAAAUGUGGGUGCAUAGAGAAAUCCAUAGAGAUUUUUAAGAGAAUAGAAGAGAAGGACAGGGCUUCAUGGACUGCUAUUAUCUGUGGGCUUGCUAUGAAUGGUCAAACAACCAAAGCACUUGAAUUAUUUUCAGAGAUGAAAUUGGUUGGUGUGAAGCCAGAUGACAUCACAUUCAUUGGUGUUUUGAGUGCUUGUAGUCAUGGAGGACUAGUGGAGGAAGGGCGCCGGCACUUUGAUUCUAUGAGAAAGUUAUAUCAAAUUGAACCUAAAUUAGAACAUUAUGGGUGUUUUAUAGACCUGCUUGGGCGUGCUGGACUGUUAAAUGAAGCAGAGGAGUUUAUAGAAAAGAUCCCAAGUGAUAAUAUUGGGAUUGUAGUACCACUUUGGGGUGCUUUACUUGGUGCCUGCAGAAUCCAUGGAAAUGUUGAGAUGGGUGAGCGUGUAGCUAGACAUCUUGAUGGGAUUGAAUCCAAUAAUUCUGGUGUACAUACACUUCUUGCCAAUAUUUAUGCAGCAGCUGAUAGAUGGGAAGAUGUGACCAAGGUAAGAAAGAAGAUGAAGGAGCUUGGAAUCAAGAAGGUGCCUGGGUGUAGUUUAAUUGAGGUGAAUGGCAUAGUUCAUGAGUUUCUUGUUGGAGAUACAUCACACGAGGAAAUGAAAGAAAUUUGUUCCACAUUGCAUCACAUGGCCAAACUGUUGCAAGGUUUGGAAGAAAAUAUGAUUGAUAGAGAAGAUGCAACCCCAUUGAUGUUGUGAUACAAAACCUGUAUUUGGGUUUGGAAGUUGGGAUAUGAGAAAUAUUUGAGCCCUAUUUCGUGUGUUCCUCUGUUCAAAGAUUUGUCAUGGCUUGAUAACAAUGAAGUGGAGAAGGAAAACUGGCCCCAUUUUAUGAAAUCUUGAAAAGAAGAAUGGGAGAAUAUAAAAAUUUAGUGUAGCAUAUUUGAAUUAUCUAACAAACCCAUUUCACAGAACAGUCUUGCUCAAUGGAUUAAUCAGCAACGUGCAGUGGGCCACCAUGGGGGUGAGCUCGAGGACGUCAUUGGACUUCUACAAUUUUAUGCUGGAUUCAGAUAUCCGGUUUUUGCAACAGCCAUGGUAUCAUCCAAUCCAAGGCGACAAUGAUGAAGACAUACUCAAGAUAUCUCAACUCCAAGAGGUUUCUUACAGGUAGCAAGGAUGGCAUUGCUACAUUGAUGAAUGGAGCCAUCAAAAAGAAGCUCAAGAUCAUUCCUAGAGAUGGAGAGCAAGUCUUCUUACAUUGAAGCAAUAUGGGGAGAAAAGUCAGAGUCUAUGUUCUCAGCUUUAGAAAGUCACUUCAUGAAACCAAGAAUAGCUGAGGUAUUGCUCCAGCAUAUAAACCGAAAAGGUGAUUUCAUGAAACCAAGAAUAGCUGAAGUAUUUCCAUAUCUAACUUGUAG